GGCCAUAACCUAUUUCUCAAAAGCCCAAGUUCAAUACUUAUUACACUUUUCUCUCAAACUCAAAAGCUGCUGCUCAAAAGAUUUCUCAUCUUCCAACAGGUAAUUUCACUCCUCCCAAAGGGACCAUAUUUUGGGGCUAUGUGAAAUGCAUUUAAAUUGUGUUGCAGCAAUCAGACAGUAGUAAUUUAAUCAUCAUAGUGGAUAUCCAGUUGAAGAGGAAAAGUAUAUGGUUGCCCAGAUUCUUGAAACUUAAUAUGCACCCAUAGGCUUAGUGAAGAUUUCCAGACAACUGGAGCCAAAAAUAGAAGCAGCUCUGAUAUGGCUUAUGGAGGCACAAAUGUCAAUCCAUUGGCAGCAACAGGUGGUUCAACAACAAUGAGGCAGGUGAAGCUGGAAAAAGAAUGUGAGCUCCGAAUUGAAGCCAGCGCUGACUCGCCCCUCCGUCUUCGGCUCUUGACUGGCACGGCUGAGAUUUUUGGGACUGAAAUCCCUCCUGGAAUCUGGCUCAACUUCCCUCCAAGACUCAAAUUUGCAGUUUUUACUUGGUAUGGAGCCACAAUCGAGAUGGAUGGUCCCACUGAAACUGAUUAUACAGCAGAUGAGACGCCGAUGAUAAGCUAUAUAAAUGUCCAUGCUGUACUUGAUGGACGAAGAAAUCAUGCCAAAGCUUCGGCUGGUGAUUCUGACACUUCUCAGGGCCCAAGAGUUAUCGUCGUGGGACCUACAGAUUCUGGAAAGAGUACUUUGUCAAGGAUGCUUCUUAGUUGGGCUGCUAAACAGGGAUGGAAACCUACUUUUGUGGAUUUGGACAUAGGUCAAGGAUCGAUAACUAUUCCAGGAUGUGUUGCUGCUACACCAAUUGAGUUGCCUAUUGAUCCAGUUGAAGGAAUUCCACUUGAGAUGCCUAUGGUCUACUUCUUUGGACAUGUGACUCCUAGUGCCAACGUAGAUCACUACAAGGUACUCGUCAAAGAGCUAUCUCAGACUCUGGAGAAGCAAUUCUCUGGUAAUGCUGAAUCUCGAGCUUCAGGCAUGGUAAUAAAUACGAUGGGAUGGAUAGAGGGAGUUGGUUAUGAGUUGCUACUCCAUGCGAUUGAUACGUUCAAUGCCACAGUUGUUCUUGUCUUGGGUCAGGAAAAACUUUGUAGCAUGCUAAAAGAUGUAUUGAAGAAUCGGCCUAACGUGGAUGUGGUGAAACUUCAAAAAUCUGGUGGUGUUGUAUCAAGGAAUGCAAAAGUACGGCAGAAAGCGAGGGGCUACAGAAUACGGGAGUACUUUUAUGGCCCUUCAAAUGACCUCUCACCACAUUCUAAUGUAGUGAACUUCAGUGACUUGUUCGUCUACCGAAUAGGGGGUGGACCACAGGCUCCACGCUCUGCUUUACCUAUUGGUGCAGAGCCUGCUGCAGAUCCUACAAGAUUGGUUCCUGUUACUAUCAGCCGGGACUUGCUUCAUUUGGUUCUUGCCGUCUCAUAUGCCAAAGAACAAGAUCAAAUAAUUUCCAGUAAUAUCGCUGGAUUCAUUUAUGUAACCGACAUAGACGUGCACAGGAACAAGGUAACAUACCUCGCACCAUGUGCUGGAGAACUUCCAAGCAAAUAUCUAAUUGUGGGAACCUUAACAUGGAUCGAAAACUGAAGGUAGUGCAGCGGCCAGUGGUAUUUCGGUCUUUGAGCUUUUUGCUUUUCCGUCGAGAGAGUGGAACAGAAUGGAAAUGCCCACUGAGCUUUUUUGUGUUGUGGAAAUUAGUAGGCUUUUCUGUGAUGACUGUAUAAUACUACUGUACCAUAGGUUUAAAGCUUUAUGGGGAAAACAUCCGAUUGUACAAAUAACAAAAGCUCCUCAUCUUUUAUACUGCCAAAUGAUAUUGUCAAUUGUCUUUUGACAUCAUUUGAGUUAUAAACUUAUUUGGGCAGAAAACAUUUUGACA
Messenger RNA from Capsicum annuum, 1930 nucleotides. Its product is annotated as protein CLP1 homolog. The coding region runs from base 319 to 1638 and encodes 439 amino acids. The record is from RefSeq and is a predicted model, not a curated record. Gene Ontology annotation, molecular function: polynucleotide 5'-hydroxyl-kinase activity. Gene Ontology annotation, cellular component: nucleus; mRNA cleavage factor complex. NCBI's taxonomy places the organism in Eukaryota, Viridiplantae, Streptophyta, Magnoliopsida, Solanales, Solanaceae. Gene Ontology annotation, biological process: tRNA splicing, via endonucleolytic cleavage and ligation. The transcript is spliced from 11 exons.